AUGGCGGUCUCCACAGGCGUUAAAGUUCCUCGUAAUUUUCGCUUGUUGGAAGAAGGACAAAAAGGAGUAGGCGAUGGUACGGUUAGCUGGGGCCUUGAAGAUGAUGAAGAUAUGACACUUACAAGGUGGACAGGCAUGAUUAUUGGGCCACCAAGAGGAGAAAAGACAAAUUAUGAAAACAGAAUAUAUAGCCUGAAAGUAGAAUGUGGACCUAAAUACCCAGAAGCACCUCCAUCAGUUAGAUUUGUAACCAAAAUUAAUAUGAAUGGAAUAAAUAAUUCCAGUGGAAUGGUGGACGCACGGAGCAUACCAGUGUUAGCAAAAUGGCAAAAUUCAUACAGCAUUAAAGUUGUACUUCAAGAGCUAAGACGUCUAAUGAUGUCCAAAGAAAAUAUGAAGCUUCCACAGCCACCAGAAGGACAAACAUACAACAAUUAAUUUUAGUGGAUUUAAAACUUGUCUUAAAUCAACAACCUUCUAUUCAUGUUAAUGUCUUGAUUAAAUAUCACAAUGCAAAAUACCCACACAUUAAGUAAGAUAAUUCCAGCUGGUAAACAUGACCUGGACAUCUGUAAGAGUAUAUUUAAUAUAUGUACACCCAUUAUGUUUUCAGGUAACAGGAGGAAAAUUCAGCACAGUUUUUUUUCUUGUUAAGGCACCGUCAUUUAAGCAUGAACCUGGAGUACUCAGAGUGGAACUCAGGUUUCCAGGUGGAAGAACAGCGAGAAGAGUCAGAUGGCUGUGCAAGCAGAUGUGUUUCUGAAGAGAAAGCUCGAGAAGGAAAACCCGGAACGGCGUGCUCUUGCUUAGUGAAAGAGCUUCCGUUGAAAUUGUCUAAAAUAGCAGGUACAAUGAAUAUU
This is a messenger RNA of Balaenoptera ricei (Rice's whale), 860 nucleotides long. RefSeq names its product ubiquitin-conjugating enzyme E2 variant 2-like. Lineage: Eukaryota; Metazoa; Chordata; Mammalia; Artiodactyla; Balaenopteridae. The record is from RefSeq and is a predicted model, not a curated record. The coding region runs from base 1 to 438 and encodes 145 amino acids. Gene Ontology annotation, biological process: DNA damage tolerance; protein K63-linked ubiquitination. The transcript is spliced from 2 exons. Gene Ontology annotation, cellular component: nucleus.